AUGGGCAGGUUAAUGCUCAAUGUCGGAGGACCGGGAUGGAAGGCUCGUCGCCUCCACGCGGGAGUGCUAAACUCGGUGGCGCUCUACGGAGCGCCGAUUUGGACCCAGGCUCUGGCCGUCAGUCGCCCUAUGCAAACGCAACUGCGCAAAGCACACAGGGCGCUGACGGUCAGGGUUGCGAGAUGUUACCGAACGGUAUCUCACAUGGCGGCGACGGAUCUGGCGGGCAUGCCCCCUCCCCGGGAGCUCCUGGCCCUGAUGUACAGGACAAUGUAUGUCAGGAAGCGGGAGCUCCUUCAUAGGGGGGGAGGAGUGCGUGAAUCGCUCGCCGGAGCCUUACGAAGGAUGAAGCACCAGGCUCGGCAGCUCCUCCUCCAAAGAUGGCAGAGGAUUCUGGCAGGAACCAAAUAUGGGAGGAGGACUGUCGAGGCCGUCCAGCCCUGCCUGGAGGAAUGGGUGGGCAGGGACUUCGGGAUCUUAACGUUCAGGAUGGCACAGGUGCUAACCGGAUACGGAUGUUUCGGUAAGUACCUGUGUCAAAUAGGAAAAGAGCGCACAACGCAGUGCCACCAUUGCGGCAACGACUCCGCGCAGCACACGCUCCAGGAUUACCCUGCCUGGAGCGCAGAGCGCGGAGUCGUGAUCAGGGAGAUAGGGCGUGACCUCUCGCUCCUCACAAUUGUUCGGGCUAUAGUGGGAAGUAAGAGAAAAUGA
Molecule: messenger RNA, 714 nt
Organism: Harpegnathos saltator (Jerdon's jumping ant)
Lineage: Eukaryota; Metazoa; Arthropoda; Insecta; Hymenoptera; Formicidae
Exons: 1
Coding region: 1-714 (237 amino acids)
Source: RefSeq, a predicted model, not a curated record